This is a messenger RNA of Tetrahymena thermophila SB210, 1557 nucleotides long. Its product is annotated as transmembrane protein, putative. The record is from RefSeq and is a predicted model, not a curated record. The transcript has a single exon. Lineage: Eukaryota; Ciliophora; Oligohymenophorea; Hymenostomatida; Tetrahymenidae.
AUGGAUACCUUUGAAGGAACUACCUUUAGAUAAAAGCUAAUUUAUUUAUCAAUAAUGUUGAUUUUUGCAUGUUAGAAUCCCAUAGCUAAUGAAGUUCCUUUUCUCUUUUACAGAUCAGAUUUGGAGUGUUAGAUAGAUGGAGAGUGGAGGGCUUGCAAAGAAUAAGAGAUUUGCGAAAAUGGAUACGAGCAUAAAUUUGUUAACACGAAUGGUAUCACCAGUAUUUCUAUGACUUAGGACUUUGUCUGCACAAGAAAACUAAUUGAAGCUACAAUCAUUUUCUUGGGUCCUAUUGCAUAAAUGUUUGCCAACUUUUUAACUAUUCUUUACGAAAUACCAAAGAGCAAAAAGUUUGGCAUCAUUUAUAAGGUGUUGCUUUUAGAAGGUAUUUCAUUGAUGUGUAUAGGAAUUUUCUAGCAGAGCUUGAUAAUGGUUGUCUUAAUAUGGAUUAUUUGGAAUUUUGUUUGGUCGUAUUACUUUGCUCAAGUAAUGUAUUAUAUUGAAGAUAUUUUACCCAAAAAAAUCUACUUAAAAACGCCUGAAUUUAUGAAUAUAGUCUGGCCCAUAGGAGGUCUUAUUUUCGUUUCUAUAGCCUUCUUUAAUGGCAGUUACGUGUUUCAUUGCGUGUAUAUGAUUGGUAUGCCCAUAGUUAUCACAACAAUAGCAUUUUAUUUCUUGACUGUCACAAGUAACAAUCAGCCAAAUCCAGAUUUGAAAAUUAGUUCUCAGCCAAUAAAGUAAUAACUCAUAUAAAAAAAUAUAUCUGCACACGAAUAGCUUUAGCUUAAGGAUGGGCAGAUUUCAAAAGCUCAGCAGGCAUAAGAGCAAUUGCAAGCUGAAAUAAAGUAAAAGAGCUUCAUUCAUGAUUUAGUGGAAAAAUUCAAAGAAUUAUUACAUAACAAAGUACUGCUUAAAAACCUCUUCAUUUAUAUGGGAUGUUGGGUUAUCUAAAUGAUGGGUAACAGUGCAACUUUUAUUGCCUUCAAUUCAGUAGGUGGGGUAAUGAAGGUGAAUGUGUUUAUCUCUGUUCUUUUCGAGCUCUCAGGCACUUUUUUACAAAUCUUCUUAAUGAAAAAAUACGAUGCUUUCAAGAUUUUAUACUAUAAUUUCUUAAUAACUGGUUUGAUUUAGACUUCCACUAUAUUCAAUAAUUCAGGAUUUGUUUAAAUGCUUGUUAUUGGUUGCUCCAAAAUCUCAAAUAAAGUUACCUUUGCUGGCAUUCUUAUGGCAUUAAAUUAUCUUCUUCCUUAGAAAUUUAUUCAGCUUGCAUUUUCAUUAACAAAUAUCGUGUCAAUUUUAGCCAACAGCAGUCUCCCCUUCUAUAAAUACUACAUGGAUUUAAUUGAAAUAAAUUUCUUUUUCGGAUUAGGAAUUUUGAGUCUUAUCUCUGUCUUGUUAAUUAAGUCUUCCUAAAUUGUUGUGAGUGAUCCUAAAGCAGAAUAAAAUCCUUAAGACCAUGAAAUAAAUAAAAAAUUAUCUGAAAGUCCCUCGAGGAAGAUAAGUGCAGUAAGUGCAUCAAGUAAUAUCUUAUUAGUAGAUAAGAAUGUGAUAUAGUGA